This is a messenger RNA of Drosophila eugracilis, 1760 nucleotides long. RefSeq names its product putative fatty acyl-CoA reductase CG5065. Gene Ontology annotation, molecular function: alcohol-forming very long-chain fatty acyl-CoA reductase (NADP+) activity. Lineage: Eukaryota; Metazoa; Arthropoda; Insecta; Diptera; Drosophilidae. Gene Ontology annotation, cellular component: peroxisome. Gene Ontology annotation, biological process: long-chain fatty-acyl-CoA metabolic process. Bases 288 to 1760 code for a protein of 490 amino acids. The record is from RefSeq and is a predicted model, not a curated record. The transcript has 8 exons.
GCAGACUAAGUUCAAUUUCUAGUUUCUUGAAUGAACUCGAAUGUUGAUCAUGAGCCAAAAAUCCAGCCUUGUCCACAUCCACAUCCAAAAAUGAUGUAAUAUGUUUGUGCUCAAAUGUUACGUCUGAGUUGCUACUUUCGUUGGUCAAUUGCCAUUUCCACUUGCAUUUUCAUGGAAAACUUGUUUCAGGAGGACCAAGGCAUUUCUUUUGCCAAGCCAGUUGUGUGUGGAAAGUGAGUAACUCCACACCGGAUCAGUAGCAAUUGUGGCUUCAAGGUGGCCACAUCAUGGACAACUCUGCAGUGGAGAUAGUGGAAGACCAGACGGACAUAUACCAAGAUGCUGUGGUCUUUAUAACGGGAGCAACUGGGUUUGUGGGGAAAACUCUGCUGGAGAAGCUGCUCUGGAGUUUCCCGCAGAUCAAGCGCAUCUACAUGCUGAUACGACCCAAGGGCGGAGUCACAGUGGAGGAACGUUUUCGGGGAUUCCUUCAGAAUCCCAUCUUUGAGCGCCUGAGAGCUGAUUAUCCAGAAGGGCUAAAGAAAAUCUUUUACUUCUCUGGCAACAUUGAGGACGACAACUUUGGUUUAAAUGAGUCCGACAGAGCUGUUUUGUGUGGCGAGGUGAACAUUAUUUUUCACAGUGCAGCAACGGUGCGCUUUAAUGAGUGUUUAAAAGUCUCAGCUCGUGUCAAUUCCCAGGCCACCUACAACCUUCUAGAGCUUGGCAGGGGCAUGACUCAGUUAAGGAGUUUUCUGUAUGUUUCCACGGCUUACUGCAAUCCUGGUCGCAAGUAUGUGGAUGAGCAAGUGUAUCCUACAAUGCCUCCGGUGGAUUGGCGUCAGUUCCUUACAGCCACCCAGAAAAUACCCGAUGACUAUUUGAAUCGCCUGGCUGACUAUAUAAAGGGUCCACACGUCAACACCUACACCUUCACCAAAUCCAUAGCCGAGCAGAUUGUCAAUGCUUAUAAGGAUGUGAUUCCCAUAGUGAUUGUGAGACCUUCGAUAGUCACAGCUGCCUAUAGGGAACCUUAUCCAGGUUGGAUUGACAAUAUCCAGGCAAUUAGUGGGAUAAUGAUGGAGAUUGGCAAAGGCGGUAUCAGUAGUAUUCUGGGAGACAAAGAUCUAAUAUGUGACAUCAUCCCAGUGGACUUUGUGGUCAAUGCCAUGAUCAUGAUGGUCAGCAAGGCGAAAUUGGGAAGUGUGAGCAUUUGUAACGCCACCUCAGGAGUGACCAAUCCCAUCACCUGGCAGCAUCUUGGGGAACUCACCAUGAAGUGGGCUAGGAUUUAUCCCACAAGAAAGAUGAUUAUGUUUCCAAAUUUCAAGUACAGAUGUAGUGCCCUGAAACAUGAGAUGGCAGUGUGGUUGCUCCAUUUUGUGCCCGCCUUGCUAAUGGAUUUUCAAACCCUUUUGUUGGCCCAAAAGAAGCGACUGGUUACACCCAUUGCCAAGAAGUUUCGGCAGGCUUGUCUAGCAGGUAGCUUUUUCUCGCUGAACGAAUGGAUCUUCAAGAACAAAAGCCGCUUUUACUUCAAGGAAGUGAUUGAAAAUGGCACUUAUCCCACUUUGUAUUGGAAUCUGGAGGAGCUGGACUACGAUGAUUAUGUACGGCGUCAUAUGAUUGGAAUCAAUAAGUACCUGCAUCGGGAAAAGUUCACUGUGGACUCCAACAAGUUUAUGGUGACAAGAAUUUACUGGUUCUGGAUUUUCCUGCAUUUGAUUUUCUACAUGAUGGUUAUCUAUAUGUUGUUUUAG